Molecule: messenger RNA, 6757 nt
Organism: Macaca mulatta (Rhesus monkey)
Lineage: Eukaryota; Metazoa; Chordata; Mammalia; Primates; Cercopithecidae
Gene: TBL1XR1
Product: TBL1X/Y related 1
Biological process (GO): regulation of transcription by RNA polymerase II
Cellular component (GO): histone deacetylase complex
Molecular function (GO): protein binding; transcription corepressor activity
Source: RefSeq, a predicted model, not a curated record
GGCUGGUCCCCAUUCCUCUCUCCCUAGUGUUGAGUGUCUGAGCCGUUGGCUGCUCCGAACCGUUUGGCUCUUUCCCUUAGUAACAGCUUUUACCUUCUGCCUCAAUUCCUCUCCCCGCUCGCGCCCUUCCCCCGCGCGCCGCCUCCCCCCGCCGCCGGCCGCGUGCGCCCCCGCCCCUCCCCCAGCGGCGGGAGCACCUCCGCUCGCCACCUGGGGACCCGCGCCGCGCUCCCCGCCCCCGCCCUCCCGGCGCCCAUCCCCCGCGCCCUCCGCUCGCUGGGGUUAUAAUUGCCUCUCACCCCCCGGAGGGGUUAUUUUGGGGGUGGUUGGAGGCGGUGGCGGCGGCGGCGAGGAGGGGAAUUUCCUAGUGCCUCCAUUCCCGGGAGGGGGGAGCGGCGUUGGAGGCCACCGUUUCCAGCAUCAACAACAGCAACUUGUGAUUGGCGGUGACCGGAUAUUCAGUUGCACAUCCCCACAUCAAUGCACUGCCAAUGGAUUUUCUCAUUCAGCAUUUACCUUUGGUAUAGAAAGCCAUAUCAGUCAGUCCAAUAUAAAUGGUGCCCUCGUCCCACCUGCUGCAUUGAUUUCUAUCAUCCAGAAAGGUCUACAGUAUGUAGAAGCAGAAGUUAGUAUUAAUGAGGAUGGUACCUUGUUUGAUGGUCGACCAAUAGAGUCUCUGUCCCUGAUAGAUGCCGUAAUGCCUGAUGUAGUACAAACAAGACAACAAGCUUAUAGAGAUAAGCUUGCACAGCAACAGGCAGCAGCUGCUGCAGCUGCCGCAGCUGCAGCCAGCCAACAAGGAUCUGCAAAAAAUGGAGAAAACACAGCAAAUGGGGAAGAGAAUGGAGCACAUACUAUAGCAAAUAAUCAUACUGAUAUGAUGGAAGUGGAUGGGGAUGUUGAAAUCCCUCCUAAUAAAGCAGUUGUGUUGCGGGGCCAUGAAUCUGAAGUUUUCAUCUGUGCCUGGAACCCUGUUAGUGAUCUCCUAGCAUCAGGGUCUGGAGACUCAACAGCAAGAAUAUGGAAUCUUAGUGAGAACAGCACCAGUGGCUCUACACAGUUAGUACUUAGACAUUGUAUACGAGAAGGAGGGCAAGAUGUUCCAAGCAACAAGGAUGUCACAUCUCUAGAUUGGAAUAGUGAAGGUACACUUCUAGCAACUGGUUCCUAUGAUGGGUUUGCCAGAAUAUGGACUAAAGAUGGUAACCUUGCUAGCACCUUAGGGCAGCAUAAAGGCCCUAUAUUUGCAUUAAAAUGGAAUAAGAAAGGAAAUUUCAUCCUAAGUGCUGGAGUAGACAAGACUACAAUCAUUUGGGAUGCACAUACUGGUGAAGCCAAGCAACAGUUUCCUUUUCAUUCAGCACCAGCAUUGGAUGUUGAUUGGCAGAGCAACAACACCUUUGCUUCUUGUAGUACAGAUAUGUGCAUUCAUGUCUGUAAAUUAGGACAAGACAGACCUAUUAAAACAUUCCAAGGACAUACGAAUGAAGUAAAUGCUAUCAAAUGGGACCCAACUGGCAAUCUCCUGGCCUCCUGUUCUGAUGACAUGACUUUAAAGAUAUGGAGUAUGAAACAAGACAAUUGUGUCCAUGAUUUGCAAGCACAUAAUAAAGAAAUUUAUACUAUCAAAUGGAGUCCAACAGGACCAGGAACUAAUAAUCCAAAUGCCAACCUUAUGUUAGCAAGUGCAUCCUUUGAUUCUACUGUUAGGUUGUGGGAUGUAGACCGAGGGAUCUGCAUCCAUACCUUGACAAAACACCAAGAGCCUGUGUACAGUGUAGCUUUCAGUCCUGAUGGCAGGUAUCUGGCAAGUGGUUCUUUUGACAAAUGUGUACACAUCUGGAACACACAGACAGGUGCUCUAGUUCACAGCUAUAGGGGAACAGGUGGAAUUUUUGAAGUUUGCUGGAAUGCAGCAGGAGACAAAGUUGGAGCCAGUGCAUCAGAUGGUUCAGUUUGUGUAUUAGACCUUCGGAAAUAGCGCUACUAGUUGGAAGCCAUGGACCGACUAUGAAUGUGUACAUAGCCAAAAUGACUGUCCCUGACCCAUGUACUGCUAUAGUCCCACUUGAACCAUGGCCAGUCCACUACAGCCAAAUCUAAAAGAAAUAUAUACAUAAGUGUAUAUACACAAAAUUGCACCCUGAAGAUGACAGAGUUUUGUCACAGCUUGUGAAUUCUGUUCACCAAGUGCUGGAAUCUAAUCUGCUGUGCCCCUAAAAUAGCAUUUAGAAGUUUUGGAUAUGAAAAACAGAAGAGAGAAAAAUAUACAUUAUAAAAGCAGAACAUACAUGUACCAGUUUUUGGAUACUAAAUGACAGCCUUGUUUCUCCCCUUUGAAUCAGCAGACACCAUGGAUUAUAUUCUUUUUUCCCUUCAGUAGUGAGCAGUUUGUAUGUACAGAGAAAAUGGACUUACAGAAACUUGCAGCAGUAGUUUGUUCUUGCUUUAAAAUUUUGUUUUUGGUUUAGAUUAUGGAUGCAUGAAGUAAGGGAGUGAAUCAGUUUCUUGUUUAUAUUUUUUUCACCUUUUAAACAACAAAAAAUUCUUUAAAAUAUUUUAAUGCAUUCUUUUGAAGAGGUAGAUGUUUGGUACAUUUUAUGGCUCCCAGAGCAUAUAUUCAGUUGGUGCAUGUUGUGGAAGGGGGAAUUGGAAAUUAAAUGAAAACCUAUGACUUUGGUCAUGUCAAUCUGUAAGACACAUCAGUAAAAGGGUAUUAUGCUCUGUUGGUUUUGUUUUUUUGUUUUGCUUUUUUUUUUUUUUUUUUUUUCUUUUUUUUUUUUCUGUUUUGUUUUUUGGUGAUGUGGCUUAAAUGCAAUAGUUUCUUUUUUGGGACAUAUUUCUGCCAAUUAAAGACUAGAAGGGCACAAUUUUUUUUUUUAAUUACCAUAGAGAAGAUACAUUAAAAAAAAAAAAAAUCUUCUGAUGUUUUGUAGCCAUAACUAAAUUAUGGUAAAAGUGUGCACUAUUGUGAAAAGGAGCAAAGUAGUUUUGGGUUUUUUGUUGUUUGUUUGUUUUGCUUUGUUUUUUAAGAGAUUAAAAUGUUUCUGGAUAAGGAUUAGCUUCUCAAAGUGUCCAUCAUUCUGUGUAGAAGCUUAAAUAUGUAAAUGUAACCAACCUCCAGUAUUAAAAAUCUCUCAUGUUGUUUUCUUUAUACAAAGCAAGAUAACGGCAUAUAACACUGCCAUUACAUGGCAAAAUGUUUGCUACCUUAGUUUAAAAAACAAUCUCAAACAAAAGACUUGCUUCAAGGUGUUUUUAAAUAGCAGUGAUUCAGAAUUUUUUUUAUGAAAAUAUAAUUGCACUAACCUUCUUCCUGCUGCUCUGAUUCUGCAUUUGUGGUACUUGUGACUACGUUUUUUCAAAUAUAGAUCGAUUUAAGCUGCUAAUUUUUUUUUCAGUAAUCACUACUAUAUCAUGUCUUUUACUCUGUUUAUAAUAUCAAGUAUUUUCUUAAAGAUAUAGAUAUUAAAUUAAACCUUGUGCUCAUGCAAGUUAGAGUAACAUAUACAAAUGAUUGCAUGAGGCCAUGUUUAUAUGUGUGAUUAAUAAGGCUUGUCAUGAUUAACAUAAUCCAGGUAUGUCAUUUCUGAAGAGAAUAGUCAUCAAAUUUAUAUCUCAAAGAUUUUAAUUAAGGAAUUGCUUAUUGUUGAGCUUAGCAAAUUAAUAACACUAUUUCUGUCACUAAUUAUUUUGAGGCCUUUUAGUACUAAAAUUUUAACCUGUGUUCUAAGUUUAGGUAGAAACUGAUUUAACCCAAGUAAUGCAGCUUUGAUUUUCAGCAUUUGUUGCUUUGCUAUUUUUACAAAACAGCAUUGAUUGAAGCAAGUCUUCGUUUUACUAAGGUAGGGUAGCAUUUGCUAUUGGUAAAGAGAAUAAAUACACUUAAUUUCACAAUACAUUGUUAUAUGUACCCCAGUUGUUGUUAGUGGGGACUAUGAUACUGUAAUAAUAUUUUUAAAAAUUUACAUCCAGAGAGGCAGUCAUUCACGAUGGUUUUGUGCCAGCUCUUUUUAGGGUUUUGGAUCACAUUAGAGAUAUUUAGAACAUAUUACCAUGUGACUUACGUAGGAAACCUAAUAUGCUGAAUAUCUGGCACUUGAAUUCCUGCUUUUAUUGCUGGAGGUCCACAUCUGUGGUUGACCUCUGUUACUGUUUAAAAAAAAUAAAAAUAAAAAAAAUCUGUGCAAUAAUUUUAAAAUGUGCUCCCAGGAAUAGACACAAAUGUUUUGAGUAUCUUUUAAGCUGCAUUUUCCUUUAGCGAUGCAUUUGUCAAUUGCACUGAAUUUAAAUCUGAAAGUCAGAGGUGAUUAUUGAUAGUACUUUUGUAUUUUGAUAUGGACAGUUUAUUCAUUUGCAUACAGUUAUUGACUUUUUCCCAGCUGAUUAAAAGAUAGUCAAGAAAUUCUGCAAUAUAGCUGCCAAAAUAGACAGCUACAUUUUUAUAUUGUCAUCUUUUCUGGUUUUUUUUUUUUUUUUUUUUUUUCUUUAGCUAUUUUACUUAAGCAUAGUAGCCACAAUAGGACAUAUAAAAGAUUAUAAAUACAGAGCUUUAUUAUCCUGACGUCUUGGGUCUUUUAAGUAUACACUUUUCUGAAAGGUAUCCAUUUUGUAGGCUUGGGUUCUUCAUGAGCAUACGAUUGUUUAUUUUUGCUGCUGUUCUCAACAUCAUCAUUGCCUGCUGAUGUGCCACGAUGCUGCUCCAAUAGACAGAAAUAAGAUUGUCUCUAAUUUGAGCAGUAACAUGAUUGCAAGAGACCAAGUUUCACAGCUUGUAAAGUUCUGUAUUUGGGAUUCUUGCUUAUUUUUCCGCCUGUGUUUUUCUGAGAACUUAUUCCUGAUGAUCAAUUGAAUCCAGUAGUUUUUCUAUGCUAUUUGUUGUUGUAUAAGCUACUGUAAGAAACUUACAAGGAAAUAUAGAAAAGAAAACUUGAAUGAAUACUCAUUGAUUAAAAUGGAAUAAAGAAAGAGCAGCUGCCACUUUUAAACAACAUAAAGGAAUAUCUUUUUUUUUUUUUUUUUUUUUGCCUCCGUGUAGGAAAUCCCAUAAGUUCUUAUAUUUGUUCCAAUUCCUAUUUCCUGCCAUUGACCAGGUAACAUCAUUGACUUUCAAAUGACUUUUAGAAGUGGUAACUCUUAAUUUCCUAAUAGAUGUUAGAGUGUAUUGAAUUCUGUUUUAAUUAUUCUCUAGGUAAGUAUGUUUUAGGAUUAAAUACCUUUUACAGAUACUGAAAGUGCCUCCUUUUGUGGUGUAAAAAACAAAUUAUGGUGCAAAAAGUUAUCACUAGAUUGAAUUACAUGAAGGUUUUUUGCUUUUUGACAUAAGAAAAUGUCAAGAGAAAGGCCAAAGAUUUGUACUUUUUCACUUACAAAGCACUCCUUUUUCCCUUAAACUCCUUUCUGUCAAAUUAGAUUUAAUGAGAGAGUACUAUUUUUAAGGAGCUAUCUGUUUAUGUAGAAUGAUUUUGUUAAGAGUGAUGUAAACUAUUAUUGAGUAGAGGCCUAAAGAGGACUUGUGCAUUUUUGCUAUUUAAAGGAAUCACAAAUGAUCAUACUUAAGUGAGCAAAAAUGACAAGUUUUACUAGAUAAGUAGAGAAACAAAUCUCAAAUGCAGUGCUACAAUUUUCAUUAUCUUAAGCACAUUGUACAUUUCUACAGAACCUGUGAUUAUUGUCGCAUGCUAAGGAUGGUACUUGCAUAUGGUGAAUUACUGUUGACAGUUUCCGCAGAAAUCCUAUUUCAGUGGACCAACAUUGUGGCAUGGCAGCAAAUGCCAACAUUUUGUGGAAUAGCAGCAAAUCUACAAGAGACCCUGGUUGGUUUUUCGUUUUAUUUUCUUUGUUUUUUUCCCCCCUCUCCUGAAUCAGCAGGGAUGGAAGGAGGGUAGGGAAGUUACGAAUUACUCCUUCCAGUAGUAGCUCUGAAGUGUCACAUUUAAUAUCAGUUUUUUUGAAACAUGAUUCUAGUUAAAUGUAGAAGAGAGAAAAAAGAGGAAGUGUUCACUUUUUUAAUACACUGAUUUAGAAAUUUGAUGUCUUAUAUCAGUAGUUCUGAGGUAUUGAUAGCUUUCUUUAUUUCUGCCUUUACGUUGACAGUGUUGAAGCAGGGUGAAUUAACUAGGGCAUAUGUUUUUGUUUUUAAGUAAGUUGUUUCAUGAUGUUUUCUUUGGAAUUUCUGGAUAAGUUCAGGAAAACAUUCUGCAUGUUGUAUCUAGUCUGAUGUACUUAUCCAUCUCAUUACAAACAAAAACGCAGACUGCAUUUUGUAGCUCUGUAAUCCUUGAAUACAGAAGUAAAUUUUCUUCUUUCCUGACUUUGACAUUGUAGCUAUACUGUUUCCAUUUUUAUUUUUACAAAUCCUUUGGGUCUAAUUCUGUGAGCCUACCUAUAGCACUGGAUUAAAAUGUCUGCAUCAUUUCUUUAGUUAUCCAGUUAACUUUAAAACUGUUGUAAAAGUGUAAACCAGCCCAUGACAGUUUUUUGUACAUGUUAAAGAACUUCAUUGUUCAGUUUUCAUGAUUAUUGUAUAAGGAAGACUGAUAUAGAUGUUCUAUGCUGUCCUGGACCAUGUUAAUUACACUUACGAUGUAUUUUGGUUCCACAUCACAAUGAUUUGUCCCCAGUGACCCUUUUAUCCUUUCUAGGCACAUUUUUGUUGUUGUUGUUGUUGCAGUUCCCCUUUGCAUUGUAUUGCUUUGACAACUGUAAUUUGAAUCAGAUCUGAAAGAGGUCCAGAAUAAAAUAUAUUUUGAUAUUA